AUGGCACCACUAAAAUAAACAUAUUUUAUCUGUUUAUCUCUCUAUGUAUUUUCUGUGCAUCUUCAUAUACAGCUCAACUUCACAUUCACAAUCCUUGGACCAAUCUCUUCUAAACUCCCCCACCUUUAUCUCCUCAUUCUUUUAUCUUACAGAUCCCUCAAAACUAAAACUAUCCCCCUUUUCUCUCGUAAAUCUAACCUCCACUUGAUAAUUUUAGUGACCCUAUUCACUUUUAUAAGGGUUUCAUCUAAUUUACAGUUUUAGGCUAAUGGGUUAUGUUUUUGGAUGAGGUAGAUUCUUGGGGUUCUAAAUUAUAACACCCUUUGACUGAUUAUUAUAUAUAUUGUCAUUAUUAGAUUUGUAUUGGGCUUGGAAAGUGAAAAAGAUAGAAUCUUAAUGCUUUUUGGAUGGUUUUGUGUUUUACUAGAUCUGGGCUUUUUUGAGUUCUUGAUUUUGUUGAAGGUUUUUGAUUGUUGGGUUAAGGAGAAAGAUUGGGUUUUUGUUUGUUUGUUGAGGUGAUUGAGUUUUGAGUUGAGAAAUGGAGCAAGUAGUAGUCGGUGGGAAGUUUAAGCUUGGGAGAAAGAUUGGGAGUGGAUCAUUUGGAGAGCUUUAUUUGGGUGUGAAUGUACAAAGCGGAGAAGAAGUUGCUGUUAAGCUGGAACCAGCUAAGACUAAACAUCCCCAGCUGCACUAUGAAUCAAAGUUAUACAUGUAUCUUCAUGGAGGAGCUGGUGUUCCUAAUCUCAAGUGGUAUGGAGUUGAGGGAGAAUACAAUGCUAUGGUUAUCGACCUUCUUGGGCCAAGCUUGGAAGAUUUGUUCAACUAUUGUAAUCGAAAGUUAAUGCUGAAAACCGUUUUGAUGCUUGCAGACCAAUUAAUCACUAGAGUUGAAUAUAUGCACUCAAGAGGUUUUCUGCACCGUGAUAUAAAGCCUGAUAACUUCUUAAUGGGUCUAGGGCGCAAAGCAAAUCAGGUUUACAUCAUUGACUAUGGCCUUGCAAAAAAGUAUAGGGAUCUUCAAACACACAAGCAUAUACCAUACAGGGAAAACAAAAAUCUGACUGGAACAGCUCGUUAUGCAAGUGUCAACACCCAUCUUGGAGUUGAGCAAAGCAGGAGAGAUGAUCUGGAAUCUUUAGGUUAUGUUCUUAUGUAUUUUCUAAGGGGAAGCCUACCCUGGCAGGGUCUGAAAGCUGGCACUAAAAAGCAGAAGUAUGACAGAAUAAGUGAGAAGAAGAUACAAACUUCCAUAGAGGUUCUUUGCAAAUCUUAUCCAUCAGAAUUUAUGUCAUACUUCCAUUACUGUCGCUCACUGCGGUUUGACGACAAGCCAGAUUAUUCAUACCUGAAAAGGCUUUUCAGGGAUCUUUUUAUCAGAGAAGGUUAUCAAUUUGACUAUGUAUUUGAUUGGACUAUUUUGAAGUAUCCACAGAUUGGCUCUAGUUCAAGAGGACAGCAGUCAGCAGGAAAGUUGGCUCUAAAUCCGGGUCCAUCUGCAGACAAAGCAGAAAAAACGCCAGUAAGACGGGAGAUGAGAGAUAGGUUCUCAGGUGCAGUUGAAGCAUUCACUAGAAGAAAUGGUUCUCCUGCUGUUGUUCAUGGAGAUCCCCCCAGGCACAGAUCGACAGAGAAUGUACCUUUGUCAAAGCAAGUUGACACAGAAAGAGGCCGGGUUUCUAGAGCCAGUAGUGCUUCGAAAAGGGUGGUUGUAUCUAGCAGCCGGCCAAGCUCCUCAGCUGAAUUUGUGGAGAACAGGUCAAACCGGCUGAGUUCAGGAGGCGGUCGUUUAUCCACCACUCAAAGGGUCCAGCCUGGUUUUGAGUCCAAAUCAUCUUCAUUCACUCGCACUGCAACGUCGAGAGGUGGCCGUGAUGAUGCUCUUAGAAGCUUUGAGCUGCUUACCAUUGGCUCAGGAAAGAGAAAAUGAGGUUUCAAUUGACUUGCAUCUUUAGUGACCCAGUUUUUUACUGCAGCUCUUAUGAAUGCACCCUUGGUCGCGAUUCUAUUUUAAAAGCAUUAAAUAGGGUACGUAAGAAAUCAUAUCAUCUGGUCACAGCUCAUCUCAAAGAGAUUUCUAUGUAGUUUAAUUAGUAUUUCUUGUAAACUUAACCUCGAGGAUUCGAGGUGUAUCUCAAUUUCCUGAAGAAAUAUAGCGUAUAUCUGUGACUCUGGUUUGCAACUAGUGCAUGGUAUUGAUGAUUGAACUACUAAGAUCAAAGAUGAUCACUUGUCCUUGCUUUUUAUAUAAUUACAAAUCACGGCCAGUGCAUUGUUUUAUAA
This is a messenger RNA of Daucus carota subsp. sativus, 2280 nucleotides long. Its product is annotated as casein kinase 1-like protein 10. Gene Ontology annotation, biological process: peptidyl-serine phosphorylation; endocytosis; signal transduction. The transcript is spliced from 14 exons. Gene Ontology annotation, cellular component: cytoplasm; nucleus. Gene Ontology annotation, molecular function: protein serine/threonine kinase activity; ATP binding. Bases 539 to 1927 code for a protein of 462 amino acids. The record is from RefSeq and is a predicted model, not a curated record. NCBI's taxonomy places the organism in Eukaryota, Viridiplantae, Streptophyta, Magnoliopsida, Apiales, Apiaceae.